Anneissia japonica is the source of this 1757-nucleotide messenger RNA. RefSeq names its product mu-type opioid receptor-like. Gene Ontology annotation, biological process: G protein-coupled receptor signaling pathway. Gene Ontology annotation, molecular function: G protein-coupled receptor activity. The coding region runs from base 407 to 1369 and encodes 320 amino acids. The transcript has a single exon. Gene Ontology annotation, cellular component: membrane. Lineage: Eukaryota; Metazoa; Echinodermata; Crinoidea; Comatulida; Comatulidae. The record is from RefSeq and is a predicted model, not a curated record.
AUAGAAUAAUCCAUUGAAUAUGGAUGUUCAUUGGUUUUAAACCAAUCACGCUACAGCCAAUUGAGCUCAGCUUAAUCUAUUUAAGCUAAAACAUAUCAAAACUGUGUUUAUUGCAUGUUGAGUGAAUCUUCUGCAAGCUUAUCUCACCAAAGCAGUUUACGCUUAUGUAGAAAACUUAUAGAAAUAACUCAAAUACAUUUUUGAUUUGUAUCUAUUCCCGAGGCUUGCGAUAAUAAAAAUGUUGGAUAAACGGGUCAAAGUCUUUGUUGGACGGAACAUUAAUAUGCAGUGUUUUUCACAUGAAGCUCCUUUCUACGCCCGCUCUCCUGUUUCCAGUUAUAUAUUUUCUCGUUGAGUUACAGAGAACACAGAUCCAAAAAAAAAAAAACACUUUUGAUUUCACAAGAUGACUGCAUACGCUCAGAUUUUUUAUGCACUCUGGAUUAGCUUAAUGUUCUCGUACGCUAUCAUUGGACACCUAAUCCAGCUUUGUCUGCACACCGUGAUCUGCUUUCUGGGAAUUUUAAUGAACGGAAUUGUACUUCUGGUAUAUCUACGCGUACCAUCAUUUCAGACAAUGACCAAUAUGCUAAUCGUUCACCAAUCUUUCAUUGAUUUCAUUAGCUCAAUAUUGUUUCUAUUUUUUUAUGUUUGUCCACUGUAUGGAUUUCAACCAACUGGCGUAAACGGCAUAGUUUUUUGUAAAUGUAGAUCCCUCUAUUGGAUUUUAACGGCGGCAUCAAAGGGCAACCUUUUGGGUCUUGCGUUGGAGCGCUACUAUGCUGUCAUUUAUCCGAUAAGGUACAGAUAUCACUUCAAAAAGAAAACUUUGCGUUAUGUCUUUGUGUGUAUCUGGAUCUAUGGUGUUACAUGCGAGUCAAAUUUAGCAUAUUUUGGAACACUGGAUGAGAACAACAAAUGUACGUACAAUUGGUCAUAUAAAACUGUUGAAGUUAUAAUAGGAUCUACAGUAUUUACAUUUGAAUGUGUGUUACCAUUACUCAUUCUUGGAUUUGCAUACGGACGGAUUGCAUGCGCACUUGGAAAGCCUAGAAUGCCAACAAAAAUAGCGAAAAACAGUUACAUUGUUACACGUAAUCGAAAUACUGCUCAACGUAACGUUAUUAUUACGUCUAUUACUGUGUCUGUUAUUUUCCUCGUCUGUUGGACUCCUAACCAGAUUUUGUAUCUCUUUUUGGCAGUGAUACCAUGUGAUAAGCCCUAUUGUGAACUGAACGGUUUUGUUCACUCAAUUACAAUCUUUCUUUGUUUUAUAAAUAUGAUGGCAAAUCCAUUUGUUUAUGCACUUAAAUACAAGGCAUUUAGGAAGUCACUGAAGCAGCUUUUAAGCAGAGUAAAUAAUAGAUAGGAUCGAACAUCUCCCUAGAAUUAAAUGCGUAAUACUGUGGAGGGGUUGGGGUUUUUGUGCUGAGUAGAGGGUGGGGUUUGUACUAAAGAGAUGGUAGGGUUUGAGCUAUCAAGAGAGCAGGACUUGUGCUAACAAGAGUGUAGGUUUAAUUUUAAUGGGACCAAGCUUAGGUUGCCGUGGUGAGUAGGCUGGCAGAUAGCAGGGAUGGUGGACCUAGGGGUCUGAGGAGAGUGAGACCUAGGCUACAAUAAGAGUUUGUCUUGAGGCUGUAAUUGGGGUGGGAAUCUUCUUAUGACCUAACUAUUUUAAGGGUCAGUACAAGCGACAAAUGAGGCAAAGAUAUAAACAAAUAUUUCCUAAACAAUUCAUUAGAUUGAAGCUGGCCUAA